AUGGCCCUUUCUCCCUUCAGCUCCCGGUCGCCGUCCAUGACCGUCAAUUCACCCAACACUGCGAUUCGGCUCCGAGCUACGGCUGCGCAAAACUCGGCUGCUGGGACGGCCGCCGUGGCAGUUUCCAAGCCAGUUCAAAAUGGGGAUCGUGAACUCACCGAGCAACUCAACAUCGAUGUACGGGAAAGAUAUGUCAAAGACAAGAAGGUUGGAGAAGGAACCUACGCCGUGGUCUUCGUUGGCCACCUCCGACAAGACCCUACAUCCCUCGUUGCGAUCAAGAAAAUCAAAGUCAACGCGGAAUACAAAGAUGGACUAGCUAUGGAUGCGGUUCGCGAGGUGAAAUAUCUUCAAGAAUUGAAGCAUCCGAACGUCAUCGCCUUGCACGACGUGUUCUCCUCGAAGGAUCAAAACCUCAGCUUGGUUCUGGAAUUCCUCCCGGGCGGUGAUCUGGAGAUGCUCAUCAAAGACAGCGAUAUCCAGUACGGUGUGGCGGACAUCAAGGCUUGGAUGGGUAUGCUUGCCCGCGGGGUCUGGUGGUGCCAUGAGAACUUUGUCCUCCACCGAGAUAUCAAACCCAACAACUUGUUAAUCGCAGCGGACGGCGAGGUGAAGUUGGCCGAUUUUGGUCUUGCCCGGUCAUUUGCCGAUCCCGGGUUCAGGAUGACCUCUCAGGUCAUUACACGUUGGUAUCGCCCGCUGGAGCUUCUCUAUGGGGCGCAUCAUUAUUCCGGCGCCGUGGACGUGUGGUCGAUGGGCAUGGUCUUCGCAGAGCUUUUGAUCCGUGUGCCUUUCGUCGCUGGCAACAGCGAUUUGGACCAAGUGUCCAAAAUCUGCGAAGCGUUCGGUACGCCGACGGAAGAAAAUUGGCCUGGGGUGAGCAAACUCCCCCACUACAUCCCCACGGAUAAGAGCCAAGUGGUACCGUUACAAGGGAGGGAGUUCUUCAUGCGUCAGUUCCCGACUGCAGGCCCUGUGGGUGCCGAUCUGCUCAUGGCAAUGUGCGCUCUCGACCCCCGCAAGCGUCGGACGGCGGUCCAAUGUCUGCAGCAUAGUUGGUGGACCGUUGACCCGCGACCGACGCAGAACGAGAAUCUCCCGCGCAAAUCGGGCGGAACUAAAAAGAUGGGGGAAGAUCUGGCCCGGCGUGAUGACCCGGAGGGCCUUUUCAAGGGUGCUGCCCGACAGCUGGACUUUGGAAUGAAAUAA
Messenger RNA from Penicillium brevicompactum, 1209 nucleotides. RefSeq names its product TFIIH complex serine/threonine-protein kinase subunit KIN28 (gene kin28). Gene Ontology annotation, molecular function: cyclin-dependent protein serine/threonine kinase activity; RNA polymerase II CTD heptapeptide repeat kinase activity; ATP binding. Gene Ontology annotation, biological process: positive regulation of transcription by RNA polymerase II; protein phosphorylation. The transcript is spliced from 2 exons. The record is from RefSeq and is a predicted model, not a curated record. Bases 1 to 1209 code for a protein of 402 amino acids. Lineage: Eukaryota; Fungi; Ascomycota; Eurotiomycetes; Eurotiales; Aspergillaceae. Gene Ontology annotation, cellular component: transcription factor TFIIH holo complex; cytoplasm; transcription factor TFIIK complex.